Mya arenaria is the source of this 5709-nucleotide messenger RNA. Its product is annotated as serine/threonine-protein kinase PRP4 homolog. The transcript has 15 exons. Gene Ontology annotation, molecular function: protein serine/threonine kinase activity; ATP binding. Lineage: Eukaryota; Metazoa; Mollusca; Bivalvia; Myida; Myidae. Gene Ontology annotation, biological process: mRNA cis splicing, via spliceosome; protein phosphorylation. Bases 19 to 3981 code for a protein of 1320 amino acids. The record is from RefSeq and is a predicted model, not a curated record.
CCAAAAAGCGAAACAAAGAUGGACGUCGAAAAAAAUGAAUAUUUUCAGAUCAUAUCCAGUGAUGAUGGCGAACUUGAACCUAAAAACAGAUCAGACAAAAAAGAAAAGAAACACAAGCACAAACACAAGCAUAAACACAAGCACGACAAACAUGCUGGAGACAAACAUGCAGGUGACAAACACAAGCAUAAACACAAAAGAAAAAAAUCCAAGAAUGUGUCAGAUAACGAAGAGUCAGAUGUAAGAGUCAGAAAAAGGGCUAGGAUUGAAGCUUUGAACACUUACGACUCUGGAAGUGAGGGUUUGGAUGAAUCUGACUUGGAUAAACUGGAAGCAGCGAGAGCUGCUCUAAGGGCGGAAUUGAAUGGUGAAAAUGAAGAUUCAAGAAAUGAUUAUGCGGGUGAAGACCAAUUUAAUAAUUAUCACAAUCAAUAUAAUGACACUAACAAUGGUGGAACCAAUGAUGCCUUCAGGCAAGGCAUUGGUCUUGCAAUCACUAUUAAAGGGGAUUCUCAGGAUGACAGCAGGUUAGUUUCAGGCAAAGCCAAAAAGAGUAGAAAGUUUACAGAGGAGAAAGUUAAGGAGGCUGUUGGUAGGUCUGGUUCUAUAGGUCUGAUUGCAAGUUAUGGUUCCAAUGACAAUAGUAUUUCUGAGGAAGAAGGUGAAAUUCAAAAUGAUCUCCACGAUGAACUGCUAGAAUAUGCUAUUAACGAAAACAAGAGUGACAGGAAAUAUCCAAAACCGGGUAGAAGAGAGCGCUCAAAAAGUAGUAAGGAUGAGGCAUUUAAAAGCUUUGAAAAGGAAUAUGAAGAAAUAAAGAAAAGAAGAGAAAAAGAAAAAGAGCGCAAGAAAGAAAAGAAGGACAAGGAGAAGAAAACUGACAAAGAGAGAAAGAAAGAAAAGGAGAAGGAAUUAAGGCGCAAGGAGAAAGAAGAGUCAAAAAGGAGUCGAGAGAAGAGAGGAUCAGACAAGAGCAGUGAAAAAGAGAGGUCCAGGUCAAAAUCCAGAGCAGAAGAUGCCAAAGCAGCUGAAUUGGACCGAGAACGCAGACGGGAGGAAGAACGCAUCCGGGAAAGAACGCGGGAGCGGGAACGAGACAGGGAGAGGGAACGGGAAAAAGAGCGGGAACGUUUAAGGGAAAGAGAACUGGAUCGGUCACGGGAAGUCAGAGAGCGGAGUCCACGAGGUAGAGAAAGAAGCCCCAGGGACCGGCCAAUAAGCCAGAGUAGGGACAGAGAUUUCUGGAGACAGUCGCGUGAUCGUAGGAGCAGGUCCCGCGGGCGACGGAGCAGAUCACGAGGAAGAAGAAGUCGGUCAAGGGAUAGAAGAAGGGGUGAGAGAGAUGAAGACAAAUUUAAGGGCAGUCUGUCAGAGGGGCUUUUUGUGAAAAAGGAUCAGUCAGAUGAUGAUUUAGAAGUGACAGACAUAGACCCAGAUGAUGAGGAGGACGAGGAGACCUUGAUUGAGAGAAGACGCCAGGAGAGGGAAGCCCUUCUUGCUAAACUGAAGGAGGCAGAGCCUGUCCCAGAACCUGAGCCAGCCGUCCCUGAAGAGCCUGAUCCUGUUUUGGAGCCAACCCCUCCAGAACCAAGCCAGCAUGGAAUCAGUGUCGAGUUCCCUCCAUUACCUCCUACUUCAGAACAAGGCACAGAAGCGCCAGGUCUCCAACCAUCAGAAGGGCCAGCCAGUCCAGAAGGUUCAGACAGCAAUGAUUCCUCCUCCUCUUCCUCCUCCAGUGACUCAGACUCUUCCUCGGACAGUGACGAUGAUGAGGUCAAGCAAUCAAAGGAGGCAAAACGCAUACAGGCGAUGGAUCGAGCAAUCAGAGAAAGCGUGAAGGGAAGUGAACACAUCCUAGAUGAGGAUGAGAGAAGUUUGUCCCAAGCCAGGGAUAGAGAGGGAAUCUCCCAGGCUAGUGAUAGCGAGAGAAUGUCCCAGGCUAGGGAUAGAGAGAGGAGUAAAAGUAAAGGCGGUCAGAGAGACAGUGCUGAGAGAUUAGAAGAGAAGAAAUCGAGAAAAAGUAGGAAAGAAGAAGUGAUUUGGGUGGAGAAGGUUAAGACUGAGGAGGAUAAAAGUAGGAGAAGAGGGAAGGAAAAAGAUGUUGAUAGUGAUGAUGAUGAGAGGUAUGAAAAAAGUAAGUCAAAGAGAAAAUACAGUGAUAGUGAGAAUGAAGCUAGAAAGAAGAAAGAUAAGGAUCGGAAAAGUAGGGGGGAUAGUGAGGAAUUGGAGAGAAGAUAUCAAAAGAAUGACAGAAAAUAUGAAGAGAGAAGAAAGGAUGAUGAGACAGAUAAAAAAAGUAAGUCGAGACAUCAUAACUCUGAAAGUGAUGAUGAACAAUCUAGAAAAGAUGGUAGAAGGUCUGGUAGAGAUAAAGACAGAGAUAGGAGACCUAAGCGAGAUGAUGACAGAGGGAAGGAAAGAUCAAGAAGAGAUGAAAAAGGAGAUGGUGACAGGAAAAGAGAUGAUAAGAUCGGGAGGGAAAGUCGGGAUGGAAGGCGGAGGGAUGAUAAAAAGAGUUCAAGAUAUGAUAGUGACGGAGAUGAUAGAAGAGAUAGGAGAAAACCUUCAAGAAGACAUAGUAGCAGUGACUCUGAUACAGAAAGAAGGGAAAGACGCAGUAAAAAGGAUAAGAGAGACGAUAAAGAUAGAAAGAAAGAUAAGAAGGAUAAGAAGAGUGAAGUAGAAAAGGUUAAGUCAGAAGAAGAUAAAAGUAUGAGUAUUUACGAUGAAGGAGAAAACACCACCGACUUUGAGGAAACAGUAAAGCAGAAAAGAAUGUCCUUGGAAGGAUUCAGCCAAGGGGAAAAUGGAGAUACAACAGAAAAGAAAGAAGAUGGGAAGAGUAGAGGUGUGGACAUGUUUUCCGAGGAUGCUGACAUGUUCGCUGAGGACUACUGUAGCCCGAACCUGUCGGCCUUGAAGACGGGGAAGAAUGAGAACCCAAACCUGAUGGACAACUGGGACGAUGCCGAGGGAUAUUACAGGGUGCGUAUUGGAGAGGUCCUGGACAAGCGCUACUCUGUGUACGGCUACACUGGCCAGGGUGUGUUCAGUAAUGUGGUUCGAGCCCGCGACCAGUCACGCAGCAACACAGAGAUCGCCAUCAAGAUUAUCAGAAACAACGAGAUGAUGCACAAGACGGGUCUGAAGGAACUAGAGUUUCUCCGUAAGCUGAAUGAUGCUGACCCGGACGACAAGUUCCACUGUCUACGACUCUUCAGACAUUUCUUCCAUAAAAAUCACCUCUGUCUUGUCUUUGAAUCCCUCAGUAUGAACCUGCGUGAGGUAAUGAAGAAGUAUGGUAAAAACAUUGGCCUGCACAUCAAGGCUGUACGCAGCUACAGUCAGCAGCUCCUGUGUGCCAUCAAGUUAUUACAGAAGUGUAGUCUCCUCCAUGCUGACAUCAAACCGGACAACAUACUGGUGAACGAGUCCAAGAUGGUGUUGAAGCUGUGUGACUUUGGCUCGGCAUCCCACGUGUCAGAGAAUGACAUCACCCCGUACCUUGUCAGCAGGUUCUACAGAGCUCCAGAAAUCAUAAUUGGGAUAGGCUAUGACCAUGCCAUAGACUUGUUCUCAGUGGGGUGUACCAUCUAUGAGCUGUACACAGGGAAGAUACUGUUUGCGGGAAGUUCCAACAAUGAAAUGCUCAAGUUCAUGAUGGAUGUUAAGGGGAAGAUCCCUAACAAGGUGAUCAGGAAGGGUAUGUUUAGGGACCAGCAUUUUGACAGCAACAACAACUUCAUGUACCAUGAGGUGGAUAAAGUCACGCAUAGGGAGAAGAUAACGGUGUUGUCAACCAUUGCACCAUCGCGAGACCUGUUGGCGGAGCUGAUUGGCUACCAGCGCCUUCCAGAGGACCAGCUUCGCAAGGUUAAACAGCUCAAGGACCUACUGGAAAACAUUCUCAUGCUCGACCCGGCCAAACGCAUCCCUAUCAAGGGAGCACUCACGCACCCUUUCAUUACAGAAAAGAUUUGAAGAGUGUGAUCAUGGAUUUAAGAGAUAUUCAUGAAGAAACUUAGGGUAGGAGGCUUGUGUGAUUAUUGAGUAAUGUAAAGUACAUAAGUUAUAUCUGCGAUGUUACAUGUGUGGUUUUUUAUAGCUAGUUGGAAAUAUUCUUAGAAAGGAUUAUGAAAGGUAGAGUAUUAAUAUUUCUUGUUUUGAAAUAGUUUGAAAAAAAACUGCUUUGUGAUGGAAAAAAGAAUGAACAGUUUAACAUGAAUAUCAGACAAUUUUCAUGUAAAUAUCACAAUCAGAUAUUUGUCUUUUUUUAACAUGGGUGAAAGUUUUUCGGUUUAUUCUGGAUUUCUGCUUUUUGAAUGGCUCCAGGGGUCCCUUUUCCAAAUAUUGUAAAUCUUGUAAAUCCUAUUUUUAUUUUUGUUUACCGAUUAGAAACAAAACUCAUCCAAUCACUGAUAUGACGGAAUAAUCAUAUUUACUCAGCUAGCUCCAGCAAGCUUCUUUGGAUAUUUGCUGAGUGGGUUCUGGAAAAUUUCUACAAGGUUUCCUCCAGCAUUUAACAGGGUGUUCUUGUUACAGAAUUCUAGUUUAUUACAGUAGACCUGCACUAUUUUUAGGGUUAUUAAAUUUGCCAGCUUUCACCCAUGAAUGACUCAUCAAAGUUGAGUUUAAAGGUAGUUUCCUGUUUAAUUACACAUGAAUUAUGAAUGCCAUUAAAUGUAAUUAGUUAAUUUACCAAUCUAUGGAAGACUACUAUGGAGUAGAUAUAUGUUUUUUCUAUCAAUGGAUGUAUUUUGUUGUUUAUGAAUAUUCAUAAUAAUGUAACCUAAUUUGUAAUUAUGAUUUUAAUUGUUUUUGGAUCUUCUGUUUUACAGAAGAAAGUACUGCAAAGAAACUGUCAGAACAUCAGUCAGUUCAGUUCAUAAUUGCUGAGGAGUUGAUAAUACAAAGAUAAGUGGCUGACUGUAUGUGAUACACACUGACUGUGACAGAAUUAACAUAUUCAAUUUUAUCAUUAAGCUUGGACAUUGUAUAAAUGAAUUAAAAGGAAGAUAGUUUUGAAGAGAUUAAGUGUGCGAUUGUUAUUCCAGUUGUUUUAUAUCAGCCUGUAUACUGUAGAUUGCUUUACUUUUACGGGGAGUCUUAUGUUGGCUUCUAUCUGCAAUUCCUUGAUGGUGCGAAUUCAAGGGGUCACUAAAUUAUUAUUUUUUAAAUUGCCAUAUACAUGGAAGCGAUUCACACAAAAUAUUGAAUUUUUCGCAAAUGAUCAGAGGAAAAGAUUGCUGAAAAAGAUAACUCGCUUAUUUAAAGCAAUUUAUAGCAUACAUGCAUACAUGGUUAGAUAUGGAGUUCCAUGUAUUGUUUGCUAUUUUUGUAUGACAUUUGAUGCAUUGUUCAUGUUUAUGAAAUUUCUAGCUUUCUUAUGCAGGAACCCAGCACUGAGGUGCUUCAAAAACACUAGAGUACAGAAUGGUUAAUGCUUUGGGUAAUCUUAUUUUCUAUUGGUGUUUUAACUGUAAAAUUUUCUAUUAAGAUUAAAAUAUAAAUUGUUAUGUAAUCCCAACAUUCUCCUAUACUUUUUCGUUGCCAUACAUAUUAAGAAAUGCAGAAUGCUGAAUUUAAAGUCCUAGUUAGGUUUAGAUCAUACCAUACAAGUUUGGUCUGCAAAGCUCAUCCCUGCAUCAGCAUUAUAACCAUCCUAUUUUGUAAAAGUCAACUUUGAAUGCGAAUAAAGUCUCUCAUACA